AUAGUGCUUCCUCCCCCCUGUAGGGUAUAUAAGUAGGAGCAGAAGUCUCCUAAGACGGAGCAGCAGCAGUAGACCGACUCCAACCAACAGCAGCUUCUCUCCAACUUCAUCUGCGGUGCAUCCACUCUGCAUUCAGACUUACUUUACAGUUGACUGAUCAUCCACCCUGAGCUACCACCACCAUGUCUGAUCAAGAUGCCACCCCGGUUCCCUCUUCUGUCCCACCUGUUCCCACUGGACCCCGUCCCAAGAUUACGAACCGUGGACGCUCCGCAGUUCCCAUCGCCAGCUCCAACUCUGAAACAACCGACAUACCUGAGUUGGAGUACUUUGGUGCACCGGGCCCAAGAGGAUUUCCACCUCUGACUGAGUUUCUUGACAUCUGGGAUGUGGACAUGAUGAGGAGGCCCAAUGAGAUCAACAAGAUGCAACACCACACCGUGUCGUACAACUCUGACUAUCUCGUCGUCCGUCGAGGACAAGAGUUCCAGGUCAAGAUCACGUUCAAUCGUCCCUACAAACCUGCUGAAGACAAGUUCGCUGUGGAGUUUACCAUCGGCUCCAGCCCCCAGUUCAGCAAAGGCACCUAUAUUCCUGUCUUCCCUACCAGCGAGCGUCAGAGCUCCUGGGAGGGCCGCAUCACAAACACCUCCGAAAACACGGUCACCUUGGGCAUCACUACUGCGGCAAACUGCAUUGUGGGGAAGUACCACUUGUACGUCGCUGUAAUGACGCCCUUCGGCAUCCGUAGGACCAGACGUGACGACAGCCGAGCCCUCUACAUUCUCUUCAAUCCCUGGGCGGCAGCUGAUGCUGUGUUUCUGGAUGAUGAGGAACAGAGGCAGGAGUGUGUGAUGACUGAGAUGGGGAUCAUCUACCACGGUGCAUACGACGACAUCUCUGAGAGAAACUGGAACUAUGGACAGUUUAACUAUGGAGUUCUGGAUGCCUGUUUGUACAUCAUGGACCGGUCUGACAUGCCCAUCACCAACAGAGGAGACCCCAUCAAGGUGACCAGAAAGGCCUCUGCUAUGCUGAACUCUCGUGAUGAUGACGGCGUGCUGGUGGGGAACUGGAGCGGUGACUACACCUACGGAGUGGCACCCACUUCCUGGACUGGCAGCACAGAAAUCCUGCUCAGCUAUGCCAGCAGCAAGAUGCCCGUCUGCUACGCUCAGUGCUGGGUCUACGCCGCCGUCUUCAACACCUUCCUGCGCUGUCUGGGCAUCCCGGCGCGGGUCGUCACCAACUACUACUCCGCUCAUGACAAUGAUGGAAACCUGAAAACUGACAUUAUCCUGGAUGACAACGGCAGGAUCGACCGCAAUCGCACCAAAGACUCCAUCUGGAACUAUCACUGCUGGAAUGAGUGCUACAUGUCCAGACCAGACCUCCCAACUGGCUUUGGAGGCUGGCAGGUUGUGGAUGCAACACCACAGGAGACCAGCGAUGGCAUGUACCGAUGUGGGCCUGCAUCAGUCCAGGCCAUCAAACAUGGGCAGACUUGCUACCCAUUUGAUGCUGCCUUUGUGUUUGCUGAGGUCAACAGUGAUGUGGUGUUUUAUUCCCGGAGAAAAGACGGGACUAUGGAUCCAGUCAAAGUGAACCAGACUCAUGUAGGCCGCAUGAUUUUGACCAAAGCUCCAGGAGACAUGACCCGCCUCGACAUCACAGAUCAAUACAAGUUUCCUGAAGGCAGUAAGGAGGAGCGGACCGUUCUGGAAAAAGCGGAGGAGUAUGGCUGUAAACGAGAGAAGUCCAACCCUCCUGAGGCUGAUGUGGACCUGGUCCUGCCUACCCUGGAGAUCAACAUGGGCGACGACUUCGAGCUGAGCCUGGAGUUCAUAAACCGCAGCGACCAGCGCCGCGUUGUGGAGGCUUACAUCAGCGGGAGUGUGGUCUAUUACACCGGAGUCACCAGCUCCGAGUUCCUGUUCAGGGAUCCCACAGUGACGAUUGGCCCCAAAAAAAGUGUGAAGGAGGUGGUGGUGAUCGAAUCAAAGAACUACAUGAAGCGUCUGGUGGAACAGGCCAACCUCCACUUUAUUGUUACCGGGAAGGUCAAGGAGACCGGCCAGAUCGUCACCGCCAUGAAAGUCGUCACCCUCCACAAUCCCAAACUCAUCGUCACGGUGUCCGAUGGGGGCAGAGUGAAUGAAGAGAUGAUGGCUACUGUGGAGUUUACAAACCCCUUCAACUUCAGCCUGGAGGGCGUCUACAUCCGCAUGGAAGGACCCGGGCUCAUGCCGCCCAAGUUCAAAUAUUACAGUCUGAUCCCAAGAGGCUCCUCUCUGACCUGGACCGAGUUUUUCACCCCGCAGAGGGCUGGCAGCACCAGGGUGAUCGCUACUCUGGACUGUCCUGCUCUCAGUCAGGUCCACGGCCAGGCGACUCUCACCAUCGCGCCCUGAGGAUCACGGCAGGAUCACUGACGCCCACCGUCACUCAACUUACUUACAGCUCAAAUAUAGGCGCAUGACAUAGUUAUGUAUCUGUAGGUUUACAACAGUUUAACAAGUGUAGCUUCAGCAUUUAACGAUGGUGGUAGUUUUAGUUAUUAGCAAAGAUCUCUUAGAUCUCGAAGAAAACAGUCAUUUCUAAAAGUGCUAGUUUAAGAAGAGGUGAAUCCACACAUUUUUGUACCGUAUCAAACAUUUGACUAAGUAAUUUUUUAUGCUAAAAAACAAAACAAUUAUAUUCUUUUUGUGACAUUUUUGAGGGCACUACACAACGCAUACAUUUCAAAAUAAAAUCAAAUUAGUGUAAAUACAGGACUCUAUUGAGUGAAUAUGGAGGGAUUUUAUACACAGCCUGUUUAUUUUAUAUCAGAAUCAGGUUUAUUGCCAAGUAAGUUUUCACAUACAAGGAAUUUGCCUCGGGACAUCGGUGCAUAAGAAUCACAAUCAAGUGUAGAUAACAAUUAAAAAUAGAGACAAUAAAAAUAAUCUAAAUCAAUUAUUUGGCUACCAGGAGGCAGAAUUACGUCCAAAACAAGCUGACAGACACACAGUCCUGACAUAUUAUUGUCAGGUACUGUUUAUGAAGUCAAUAGGGCUAACGUAUGAGCAAACAUUGGCCCCUUCACAAGUCCAACAGACAGAACAACAUUAUCGACCCACCCAGCUGUGUGCUGCCGACCUGAUGUGUGCACUCUCAUUUUAACUCAGUUUAAGUCACCACCAACCCCUGAGACAAAUAUCUCUGUCAUUAUUUGCUAAAUGUUCAAUGGUCUUCAGCAGCUAGUUUCUAACUCUGUCUGUUUGCUGCUUGGUAGGUAGUUUAGUGGACUUAUCAGAGCUGAAAGUAGCUUCCCGCAGCUGCUAGAAACAGGUUUGAUAAGGGCAGCGAGACUGAACAAAGCAGUAAGUAAACAUCGAGUCAAAGAGAGCUUUAAAUAUGAGAUAGGAGUGACCCAUUCGAUGCUUUGUUUCAUUUCCUAUACAAAUACUCCCACUAUGGAAGUACAUAUAUUAAACUGAAAUGUUUCUGCUUUAGAACUGUAAAGAGCUUUUUCCACCUCUUUAUAUCAAUAAAUAUCAACCAAAUAAAAGAUUCCCUAUACUGUAA
Dicentrarchus labrax (European seabass) is the source of this 3567-nucleotide messenger RNA. It is a transcript of the gene f13a1b, whose product is annotated as coagulation factor XIII, A1 polypeptide b. The coding region runs from base 183 to 2411 and encodes 742 amino acids. The record is from RefSeq and is a predicted model, not a curated record. Gene Ontology annotation, molecular function: protein-glutamine gamma-glutamyltransferase activity. The transcript has 15 exons. Gene Ontology annotation, biological process: blood coagulation, fibrin clot formation; peptide cross-linking. NCBI's taxonomy places the organism in Eukaryota, Metazoa, Chordata, Actinopteri, Moronidae.